This is a messenger RNA of Mytilinidion resinicola, 1356 nucleotides long. RefSeq lists its product as uncharacterized. The transcript has a single exon. NCBI's taxonomy places the organism in Eukaryota, Fungi, Ascomycota, Dothideomycetes, Mytilinidiales, Mytilinidiaceae. The record is from RefSeq and is a predicted model, not a curated record. Bases 8 to 1132 code for a protein of 374 amino acids.
GCUGAAUAUGUUUUCUCAAUCUUAUGUCGCUGUCAUCUUCCUUUCUGAUGCCUGUGUGGAGCACGCGCACGCUGUAGCAGCUUCUAUAUCUUUGUCCAAAAGUGCAACUCCAACUACCCAAAAUCCUACACCAACUGUCACAGAUGAAGGAUUCUGGUUUCCGCUGGUCGGACUCUCAGAUGACAUCUCGAAACCGUGGGGCGCAAACAUAUCCACUCUCCAUGCUGGCUCAUACAACCUCAACUUUACUCCCUACGCGAUAACGGUCAAUGACGGCGAUUCUGUCUCGCCCGCAGCGGCCUCGACAACGGAUUCUCCAGUCAAUUUUGAAAUGCAGCAUUCGGAUGGCGGAUCAUCCAAUGCUGAUCAGAUCCUUAUCGUCGCUCCAACAGGCGACCAUACGCUUUCUCUUGGCCUGAACUCUUCUCUUGGUGUUACUUCGCCAGGGAAAGACGACCUGGCCAGCUCGACGGUGCCUUUUGGUUUAAAUCUUGGACGGAAUGGCACCUGGAAUGGAUCUAUCACUCUAAACGGCUACUACGAUGCCGCGCGGAUCAACUCAACCUCCUGGAUCUCCGUUGGCCCAUACCCACGCAUCAACGGCAACACCACCGUACUUGAGUCCGGAAAGCAGACCGUAGAGAUCUUCCUCCGCGGCAGAAACCCCAGCAUCAGUUCCCGUGCACGCAACGCCACCUUCGACUUCAACAAUGACGCCAUUAUCCUCCCCAACGGCUUCGACUGCGGCGACAAUAUAGCCAUCAACAUCAUCUCGGACACGAGCGAUACGCUGGUCAACUACGACCUUGCGGUGCCCGGCUAUUUGAUGGAUGCCGAGGGCCGCUGUCGAGCUCACAAACACAGCGACGAUGAUCUUGCCGACAUCACGCUGGGCCGGCCAUUUUUCCAGGCUACUUAUGCGUACGUCAAUGAGACUGGAGCGUUAUUCCUCGCACAGGCAAACAAUUACGACCUGCCGAUCGAUGCGAAAAGGUUCCACGCCUCGGAGACUUUGACGCCUCCUGCGGGCCCUCCUCCAGCGAAACAUUCUUCGGCGUCGGGAUCCUAUCCACUGAUGGAAACGUCAACGCUUUUAGUUAUUUUGCUUGUAUCAUUAGCUUCCAACCUGUAACCCUAUCAUAUAACUUAAACCGGCGCCAACGGUCAGCUAAGUUUAGGCGUGUGCCCUGUUGCUGGCUGGAUGGAAUGGAGUUCUAGCGAUGGCGCUCGAAACGUUCAUUCACGUUUUCUUAUGGCGUUGUAGAAUCCUUGUCAUGUAUUUAUGCUUCGGGAUGAAAUUACUUAUUUCUGGGAUCUUAAUGCUACGCUACUGCAGGAAGAGCAUCUUGUCUUGUC